Molecule: messenger RNA, 152 nt
Organism: Candidula unifasciata
Lineage: Eukaryota; Metazoa; Mollusca; Gastropoda; Stylommatophora; Geomitridae
Source: the annotation of a GenBank genome assembly
UCAUCCCAGAACGAGCUUCAUCUCUGCGACACAGCUCAACCCUAGCGAUCCCUGAAACCAAGCCAUCUCAUACAAGUUAUACAUUUACAGAAGAGGACGCUAUAAGCACUGUGUCUGGUUCGGUUGCUGAGUAUGGAUCAGACAUAAACUAG